AUGUCGACUACAGAUCCUCCGACAAACUCGACGCCCGACAGAGGUAGUUCGACCGCCCUGCCCGACUCAUUUCCCCCUCAACCUUCUCGCAGGACGACAGCCCAGCAGAUCACCCUCGUCGAUCGCACAAAUCCCGACAACCCUGAAAUCCAGAACCCCGGGGAGGUGCAAGAUCAAGACGACACACCUCCCGAGUCUGGCUCCUUGUCUAGGAGAUGGACCAAACAAUCUUUGACGGGUCAUGCACAUUCCCUCCAGGGCUCGGUACAGAACCGCAUGACCUCGCGCAAAUACCGUCACUACCGGGAAGGAAGAUUCAUAGGUCCUGAUGACCCAGACAACCCCGGAUCCGGCGAUGAGCUCUCGGGCACAGUCACUCCUGGCAAGGUCGCAAGAGGAAAGAACAAAGUCCGAGGUCUACUAGGCGCAAGGAAACAAAUGAAGCUUGCUCUCGAAGAAGAUGCUGUCAUCGAUGUCCUCUACGAAAAUCAACGAGGCUGGUGGUUCUUUGGCGUUCCUCACUUUUCUGGGAAAACGCUUCUCAACUUCGACCCCAAGCCCUGGCUGAAUGGUAAUAAGAAGCCAAGUCCGGUUAACAUCACAAAUGCCCAAGUUCCAGAUCCUAGCUGGGAAUGGUCCUGGAAGUCUUGGUACGUCGAUAUGUCUCGCGAUGUCGAUGAAGAGGGUUGGGAAUACUCGUUCUGGUUCAGCGACGGCACAGCAUGGCAUGGCACACAUCCUUGGGGCUACUCUUGGGUGAGACGAAGGAGAUGGCUACGAAAGCGUGUGCGGAAACAACCGCCAAAGCCUUCUCAGCAAGGUCAUACUUUUAACUCUGAGUAUUUCACCAUACAUCCUCCCAAGGCACCCAGCAGAUCUAGCAGUUUCGUCUUCAGCAGCGAAGCAAGGCAAAACUUGGCAAAGGCAGAGCACUAUCUGGAAGAUCCCGAGGACGUACGAGAUAUUGGCUCUCUGCUCAACAGUUUGAAGAGAGCAGCCAUUGAUCGUGAGAAGAUUGUGCUUGUCCGCCACUUCAUCGACAAUGGUGGUGAAGAUCUUCAUUAUCUAGGCGAACAGAUGGAAACAAUCAUGUCUCUAUGCAUAUUCCAGAAUUCUCGUCGAUAUAUUCUGACAAUGCUCUCCGAGAAGCUCACCGCAGCCGAGAAGCUACGGGAUGAACACACUGCACACAACGAAGAGAUAUCCGCUCAGGAACAGCAAAGGAUCACGAAUCUGGAAAACGCAAUCGCCGCCGCAGACGAACAAGUCAAACGCUUGGAAUAUUGGAGCGAUAUUCGUGAUAUGGCUCGGUCAGGUACGACAUCCUUUGCUACCGACGCAGAGGUUUGGGGUUAUGCCAAAUGGCGAGGCUUGGAUGCUUCAGGGCCAGAAGCCGAUGAUCAAAGUACAGCAAAGGAGAAAGGAAAAAGCUGGAAAGAGGUCAAGAAAGAGGUUAAGGGCCAAUUGAAACCCAAGGAUAAUGUGGUCAAUGGGCAUGAGAACAAGGGCCAGCCGAAGAAAGAGGUUAAGAUCGAAGUUGAGUGA
This is a messenger RNA of Aureobasidium namibiae CBS 147.97, 1545 nucleotides long. RefSeq lists its product as uncharacterized. The record is from RefSeq and is a predicted model, not a curated record. The coding region runs from base 1 to 1545 and encodes 514 amino acids. Lineage: Eukaryota; Fungi; Ascomycota; Dothideomycetes; Dothideales; Saccotheciaceae. The transcript has 3 exons.